AUGAUUUGGUUUUUAAUCCAUAAUUCGUCACUCUCGAUUUCGAACAAGGUGCUAUUAGCGGAUUUAAAAAAUGUUUUUCCCAAUACAACAAUUAAAGGUUGUAAUUUCCAUUACAACCAGUGUAUUUUCAAGAAGAUUCAAGAUUUAGCUUUACAAAAAGAUUAUUAUGAUUCAUUAGAAGAUGAUCCAACAAGUGUUAAAUGUUUAGUUCAACAAACUGGAGCAUUGGCGUUUAUGCCAAUUUCUAAAAUAAAUGAGUUAUGGUGUACAAUUAUGGACAAGUUCGAACAUAUACCACGUUCACAAGAUUUCUUUGAUUAUUAUACAGAUACAUGGAUUGACAAAGGGUGCCUAUAUCCUAGACAACUUUGGAAUUACUACAAUUUCAAUGGUCCUAGGACUAACAAUGGAUUGGAAGGCUAG
This is a messenger RNA of Rotaria socialis, 423 nucleotides long. Lineage: Eukaryota; Metazoa; Rotifera; Eurotatoria; Philodinida; Philodinidae. The record is from the annotation of a GenBank genome assembly.